This is a messenger RNA of Lineus longissimus, 8089 nucleotides long. Its product is annotated as dual serine/threonine and tyrosine protein kinase-like. Gene Ontology annotation, molecular function: ATP binding; protein kinase activity. The transcript has 5 exons. NCBI's taxonomy places the organism in Eukaryota, Metazoa, Nemertea, Pilidiophora, Heteronemertea, Lineidae. Gene Ontology annotation, biological process: protein phosphorylation; positive regulation of fibroblast growth factor receptor signaling pathway; cellular response to fibroblast growth factor stimulus. The coding region runs from base 179 to 3280 and encodes 1033 amino acids. The record is from RefSeq and is a predicted model, not a curated record. Gene Ontology annotation, cellular component: cytoplasm.
AUUGAUCAUAGAAUCUACCGAAGUUUCUUCAGUUUCAAUUUUUUUUCAGAAUGAGUUCUUCCUUAAGCUGACUUCCCGAUUUUCUUAAUUACACUUAUGUAUUUAAUUAGGCCUUCCAUUUAAUUAUCACAGACGGACAGGCUCCUUUUGAUGCUCUUCACUGAAGCUGUUGGUAGUGAUGACCAGUCAUGGAACAGACCCUUGUGAGCCACAGCCACCUGAUUUCAGUAAAUUAGAGUUGCUUUCUCUCAGCGGUGUUGAUCUCUAUUCCAGUGGAACAUUCGAAGGUGAUCCAGCAACUCAAGGUGCUCAAGAUACUUCCCGUUCAGACGGCCAACAAAUACCUCUAGUUGUUGCUGACGUGACCGAGAGUGAUAUGGCUCUUAAACAUAAAAAGGCCCAUCUCCACAGAGAGAUGUCAGAGGAAAUGGUGGAGGGUAUUGACUUGGACAAUCUUCGUCAGUGCCUCGAGACAUUCAAACAGAAUAGAAACGUCCUGGAAGAAUGCUAUGAUAAAACUAACAGACAGUUUGAAGACUUGAGAAAAGUUCUCAGCAUAAAUGACGACGCUGCAACGAAAAUUCUGUUUAUGUCUGACGAUGAUAAGAAAUCUGUGAAACAAAUUUUGAACAAGAAUCCUGUGAUAUUAGUUGUUGGGCAAACUAACUGUGGUAAGACGUCGCUUAUUAAUGAAAUACUUCAGCGGUCCUAUCUUCCGACCUCCGAGUUUCCUUGCACUGCCCGCCUUGUACGGACGAGGUAUAGCGAGGAAGGGUACAUCAAGAUCAAAAAUGAGAAGGGUGAUACUCUAAAGGAGGUCGAGAUUGAUGGCAAGCUGAAACGUGUUCCAAGGCAGUACAUCGUAUUGGAAGGUGAAGCAAGGGAAUUGAAGGAAACAGUAGAGCAGACUGUGGAGGUUGGCAUCGAUGAUCCUCUACUACGCUGCGGGGUUGAAAUCAUUGACGCACCUGGCACAUGUGAGAACGAGGCUCUUGACAACAUCGUACAGGAGUGUCUGGAUGGUGUCCUACAGGUGGUGCUGUAUGUCAUUGAUGGGAAUACAUCUCUCAGAAGGCCGGAUGUUGCAUUCCUGUAUCGGUUGAAGAGAAUGGCGCCAAAUAUGAGGAUCAUCUACGUUUGUAACAAGGUCGAAGAAGACGAACGUGCCAACAAGUUCGAUCAGCCGUCCGAUUGUGAGUCUGAUGACGAGGACGCAUUAAACCCAGAUGUGGGCGUACCCGAAUACACUAGAGACAAAGGACAGCUGGCAUUUUUUCGGUUACAGAAGACUGGUAUUAUCGACCAGGAGGAAACAAUGAAGACGUGUGCGCACUUCCAUCCAAUUUCUUGCUCGCAAUUGCGAAUCGCUCGCCGAAAACACAAGGCGACAAUGCAUGGUGACAGAAACCCAUAUUUGGCGAACUUUCGUAAACUUCUUGCUUGUUUGAUGGAGUACUUUCAGGUGUGUGUUAAUAAACACCUUCUGCAGGCCACAAAAAGGUUAUUGACCGUGCAGAAAAGGACGUUUGAUUUCUUCAUUGCGGAUAAGUUUUUAAAUGUGCCACGGAUCGAGCAGCUUCCUGCGGUGAUAAAGAAGAUUCUGAAAGAGGAACUUGAGCAUUACAAUGAGAUGAAACAGCAUAUAGAUACGCAGCAGAUGGAGAUGUUCAACAUAAUUACCAAGUAUUUGCAUGAUUCUGUGGAGCGGACUCAGAUUAUUCAUGAUGCUGGCGAGAUUGCCUUCGCACCGAUCAAAAUAGGUGACGAAGUGCACAGAAACUAUGUCAUCAACGAAUGUCGGAAGCAAGUACGAGAUUUUGUCUUGAUGAAGGUAACAAAAGACAUUGAGAGAAAGAUACGUAACGUGAAAGAUGCAAUUAGUCGUAAAUUUGGGGAGAGUUUCCAACUGAAUGUGAUGCAGUUGCAGGACAUUGGGCCGAUUUCCGACAUCUUACAGGAACAGCUCGAUGGUAACUACAUGCUCACGUUCGACUCUGGUAGUCCAGUUGACAUUGCGAUCGAUACUGGGGUCGUGAAGGAGGGAAUUGGCCAACGGGCCUUGAAUGCUUUCGAGAAUGUCAAAGCCAAUAUGAGAGGUAUCUAUCUUGAUGGUGCUUGGAAGGAAGACACAGCAAAAGCGGUGCUAAGAAGCGUCGAUGCAACAAAGCUAGCCGCAUCGAUUUGUUCCAGAAUUCAUUUGCAGGUGAACAAGGGUCAUGAGAAUUUCACCAUAGCAAUGCGACAGAUAAACUGUCUGUAUAGUGUGCGUCAGCGCCAGACUAAGAGUGAACAACAGAAACUGCUAGAACAAGUCCCUGAAUUUGCGUCGAAUAUUUGUUUAACUGAAGCGCUUCAGUCCUCAAUUGCGUCUGGGCCUUUGAAAUUGGAGGGAAGAUUUGGGGAAGGUUCGAGAGCAGUGGUUUACGGUUGUUCGUACCAAACUGAGAGUUCCAGUUCCAGAAAAAACAUUGCUGCCAAGGUUUUCAAGCGGGAACAAAUUCCUACGGAUUUUGCAACUGUCUACAAUUAUCUCAGACUUCUCCCAAAGGCAAACCACUUCCUUCGACCACAUGGGGUUGGAUUCACAUGUGGCAACAAAUUCACAGUACUACUUCCAAAAAUUGAUACAAAUCUGUUCGCUGAACUUGCAAAAGAUUCACCCAUGCGGGACCGAUUGUCUAUCUAUGACCGUGUCAGUUUGGCUGUGGACAUUGCCUCUGCUUGCAGUCAUGCAGCAAAUAAUGGCUUUAGACUGACUGAUCUCAGGCCAAACAACAUUACCUUGCUCCAUCUCAAGGGACAUCACUCUGGUCGUCCUCUCAUCAAGAUGCACGUGAUAAAGUGGAAGGAAGAAGACCUCCCGUAUCCCGACGGUCGACCGCCGUUCCAUUUCGCUCCCGAGGCAUACUGCAAGGGGAAAGCGUCGCCCAAACUGAAAAACCCUAACAAGAAAUAUGACGCGUACAGCAUGGCGAUUAUUACCUGGCUACUUGUCAUCGGUAAGUUUAUCCGGCCGCGGUUUGCGAUGCAAGACAAUGAAACAGUCAAGAAUUACGUGCAGAAUAACACGGAGGAAGUAGCACAAGAGCUACUGCAAACAAUCUUUGAACUUGACGAUCCGAGCGUGAAAGAAAAUCGAAAGUGCAUGCAGUUGAUUCAAGACAUCUUGGAGAGGUUUAUUGUCGGGGCCGACAACCGAGGUGGCAUUCAUAACCUGCAUGGUACUUUGAAGGACUUCAUUGAUAAGACACAGUUUGAGUUCGAGGAGCGUCUUGUCUGAAUAACAUAUGAAAAGUGGAAACUGAUGUCAUUGGUUUUCAUGUGAACAGAACAAUGUUAAAUAUUAUAUAUAUAAAUAUCUUGUUUCUUAAAAGUGAGAUGUGUUUUGGUCUAAAGCGGGGUAUCUAUAGACAAAUACUUCGUCCCCAAAAGCGGCGAAGUGCGAGGUGCCUAUUGCAAAAAUGAUUGGUUGACGAAACAAUGGCCUUUUUGGUUGGCUAGCCUUGUGACGUCAAACUAUUUUUACACCGAGGAGUUUUCCUGUUUUUCAUAAUGGUUUAAGCUUAAAUGCAUUUGGGCUGGAAUUCCUGACUUUUUUCGAGUUAGCACAUAGGCUCGAUGUGCAGCGUAGCGGAUCGAGACGAUAUAAUGGGCUAGGGUACCUAUUACCCCCCGUCUGCCCAAAUAGAUUACUACAGCCCCGCAAACCUGGUCUUUCCGACAUUCAUACUUUUUUAUCUAACAUUUGUCUAAAGACGACAAAAGUCGCCCCUCUAACAAUUUAUUUGAACAUACAGUAGAACCUCUCUAUUAGGGAUACCCACAGGACCAACAAGUACUGUCCUUAAUAGAGAGGUGUCCUGAUUAGAGAGGUCAAAUUGAAUGGAAACCACCAAUUUGGGACCAAAACUUUGAGAGGGUGUCCUUGAUAGGGAGGUGUCCACUAAGGAAGUUCUACUCCACAUGUAUUGUGAACUGAAAGUGGGUGGCGCUGGUUUUGAAAUAAAACUCUUUGUUAAGAAUGUGUGUCACAUGUACUCUGCCGUGGCAGAAGUGUUUAUACAUGUAGUGUCUGGCUUAUGAUUUCAGAGGUUAGUAUGUGACACUUCCAUGUAGAAUUGAUAAAAACUACACGUUGUUAUCAAUAACGUCAAUUGAUUCUUGGGUGUCCCAGCUAGAUAUCUGAUUAGGUGGGCAGAAUAGGUCACAGCCAAAGGAAGGCUUGGUGUGCAAUGCCCUGCUUUAAAGGGACAACUUGGGCAUGAGUUCUCCAAACGGAUAAUUUAAAAAUCCUUGCACUGCAAUAAACAAUGCACUAGAAGGGGGUGUAACCGUAGGCCUGCCUGAAAUUCACAAGCCAUGUCCAAGGCCACCUCGCUACACAGGUGAAAAUCCUUAUUAAGAGAGCAGCAUUAGUGCGAUACUACCAGUGGCAGGGCAUGGUGUCAAGCAGGAGAAUUAACCUGGCCAGGUAAACACUACACCCAAGUUGUCCCUUUAAGUGGAAAUGCAUCGUAGCCACUUGUGACAAGAGGCAGGGUGAAAGGAAAGAAUUGAGUCUGCAUCCCACUUUAACUCUCUUGCUAAAAACACUUUUCUUGCUUAUAUAUAGAUUAUCCAAGAAUGAGAGUCCCCCGACUUAUUUUAGCCAAAUAUUUGGCUGUACCAUUUAAUUGCAUCAAGACUCAUCACCACAUAAGCCUUUCACGUGUGUUAUCAAGCACAAUGUCUAUUUUAUUAUGUCCCGAACAAUGGUCUUGCAACGUGAAAGGCUUAUGUGGGGGUUGAAGUUGAAACUCUUCAGAGUAAGGAGUAGACUAAAGCAUUGGAAAGGAAAUGAAAAAUGAGAAGGUACACUUUCAAUGAAACGUACCUUCUGUUAAAAGUCCGACGCAGAUCAGUACAUGUAAGCUAGAUUCAGCCUGAUCAACAUGUGAACAAUAGGGCCCACCAUAGGGUUCCUUUCAGAAAAUUGAGUAAGACUAGACACAUCCUGUGUUCAGGCUCUUUUUACUCCUACAUUGUAUAACAAAUGUUUGAAAUAUCGAGAGGCAGAAUAUAUUGAAAACAACUGGUGCCAGGAUGGACCAGAUGAUGUUUCAAUUGCUUUGACUGACUAAGGCGCACGAAGGCCAUUGCACUACUCGUAAAAACAUAACAAAAUUCCCAUUGGAAUCUGUUGAGGUUUUAGGUUUCGAAUUGAUACAUCCCAGAAAGAGCCAACAUUUGGGGCAGCUAAAGUAAUAAUGAUACUUGAACAUGAUCUUACGAUACUUGUGAUAUGUGUAUCAUUGAGGUAAAAUCAUGAAUUUAGAUAGGUUUUAUAUUUAGUUAGCUUUUAUAUUGCGAAGGGACUGUUCACCUCGGGGGAAUUUCCCUGAUUACCCUGACAUCAGAGAGAUUUUAUUUUUUAUUGAUGUAUCUUGGCUGGGAAUACCUACCAUAAAAAUUUCAUCAAAAACAAAUCACUGAUAAGUGAGAUAUCACACUUUUUGUGUUUUCAGUUUUGGCCCCCUGGUGGCCAAGUCAAGAAUCAGAUCAGACCAAAAUUUGCUGUCGGAGAUCAUCUGACCUAGGGGGUCAUGCAUAAAAACUUCAAAGCUCAUAGCCCUACCAGUUAAGAAACGUGCCACAGUUACACUCAAACUGCAAAUUUACGCCUUUGACCUCUGUGACCUUGAAAAGUAGGUCAAAUAAAAAACACGUAUGAUAUGUUCAAAAUCAAAUCUUCGUUAUGCCAUAUUUUUUCUGACCCGUUCAUCCAAGGUAUCAUACCGGCAUGUUUCCAGAUCAUAAGUGAACAGUUCUUCCAGACAAUACAAAUCAGUCUGCAAAACGGGUCAAAGUCCCCGAGGUAAACAGCCCCUUUAUCACUUAGUGAUUUUUUUAUUGCCAUUUAGAAGGAGAUUUGUACAUUUCAUAUUAGGCCAUGGGAAUAAUCAAUCAUGUUUACCGUCCACCUCCCGCAUGGGUUCUGAACGAACAUGAAAUAUUUUCAUUAUUUUUUUUUAAAUCUAUUUUUUUUAUUGUUGCCAUCAUUUUUUUACUUAAAUAAUCUUUCCAGUGGUUCAUCUUUACCUUAAAUGAUUGAAAAACACAAUAAAAACUUGGCAGGGUAGGCUCUUCAUCAUAAUAAUGAAAUUUUUUCAAUGCCUCAUGUUGAUGACCGACCUGAUUCCCAUUUACUGGAACUUGCUGAAUCGCGUGGUUUGACCAGUAAAUCAGACUGUAAACCGAUAAUGAAUAAUGAAAAAUGAAAAAAAGCCUCAUCAUCUUUUUAAAUCUCUCGGACGGUAAACAGGAUUAAUCAUUCCCAUGGCCUUACAUGUAUGUCUAUUGUUGAGAUGGUUUCUGAUUUAUUCAAACAGCACUACAGGAUGACACAUAGGACAAUCAGAAUCAUGAAUGUCUCAUCCUAUGGUAAUUUCAUUUUCUGAUCAUAAUGUUGCUGUAACAACUGCCAUCUAUGGAACAAGAGAAUAAAAAGAAUUUGUUAUGAUUCGAUUGCCAAAGAGGCAGCAGCCAACCUCUGCGAAAAGGGGUGCAGCACUUGCACUAUCCUUGUUGUUCUUGUUAAGAUGGACGCCUGUACCACGCCCAUCCGGAUAUACACCAGUAUGGGUGAAAACUCUCCCACAUUGAUGGAGCCCAUGCGGAUAUUACGUUCUAGUCAAAGUAAAGAUGUUCAGAACUGCUUAAAAAUGUCACCUAUAUCCAUUCAUUUAUUUCUUUGUGUCAUUUUCCAUUGAUAAUGUCAUUUAUCCUUUGCUCCUUCCAAUCCGUUAAUGAGUUCUUAUCCUCUAUUUAUAUAUUUGACAAAAAUGCAUUUUGUGGCCUAUGGUAAUGUACCAAUGAACGUACUUCAUAGUCCUAAAUCAACAGGCCCUGCGAGCCCAAUGACCAAUGUUGUAAUGGAAAGACCUAUAUAACAAAUUUCAUUAUCGUUGCAGUGUUGCAUGGAAAGAGAUUUCAUGGUGUUAAUUUAUUAUUUCCAUUCCUCCUAAAUUGGUCUUCUAAGGACAAUAAUGCAGGGAUGAAGUUCACUUUAACUUCAGAAAUAUUGUGUGCAACAAGCAGGGAAUGAGCCAAUUUCAGCAGCUUUGCUGAUCUUUGAGCAGGGCUGCAAGGAUAGACCUUUCCUUUAAAGACGGUUUAUAAAAAUCAAAAUUAGAGACGAAAUGCAACGAUGCACUCCAGUCUCGGGAAUUGCCAUAUUUGAAUAACAGUAUGAAAUGAGCUAAAGUAGAUGGCCGAUUUGUAGAAGAUGAGUUUCAAGCUAGACAAAGAUGUUGCUCUUUAAUUUGCACGGUUAGAUUUCUAUUCCUCUCAACAGUGAGGUUAGUACUAAAAGGGUUUAAACAGUCUUGUGCUUACACAGUAAAGUGUAACUUGCAGCACUCUUAGAAACGAGCUUUUGAAAACGAAACCUAAUGGUUUUUUGGCCAACACAAAUCUAGACCCCGUAGAGGUUUUUUCAGCUGGUUGAUAACCCGCAGACGUUUUCAUAUACUUACAAAACUAUUUUUAACCAAAAAAACUACGUGAUGCAUUAUUUGUGUUCAGACCGGCCUGACGCUUUCCCAAUAUAGCGUUGUAGCGAAUCGAAGCCUAUUUUAAUGGGCUAAUUUGUGUUGGGCGGUAGGGUGAGUUACCAUGGAUGGAUUGAGAAGGGAAGACACUGUUGAUGUUAUCAUUUUCAUGUCUUUCAUAUAUUUUUAUCUUCGUAACACCUAUAGUAUCUUCUUUUACGAUACCCUACGACGUGAGGAAAAGUGUGUGUUUAAGAUGUGUUAUAGUUACAAAUUUUGAAUUGGGGAUGAAGUAUAUUUUUACCAUAUAUUCCAUUCAUCAGAAAAAAAUGUGUAUUCACAAUUAUUUACAUUCUUACUGUUUUCUUUACGUGCAAAACUGUGUGUCAGUGUGCAUUGUACGAUAUGUUUUUGAGUUAAUUGAGUAUUUUCAUGAGCAAAAAUAUGUGUAAACAUGGUAAAGAUAUGUUUUGAAUAAAGAAUUAGUGAUCAUAUUUUCACAAUGCUUCGAAUUUGAUUCGCCAAUAGUAUAUAAUGCAAUUAAGUUAGUAUAUUAUUCA